Molecule: messenger RNA, 3303 nt
Organism: Fonsecaea erecta
Lineage: Eukaryota; Fungi; Ascomycota; Eurotiomycetes; Chaetothyriales; Herpotrichiellaceae
Exons: 2
Coding region: 1-3303 (1100 amino acids)
Biological process (GO): regulation of DNA-templated transcription
Molecular function (GO): zinc ion binding; DNA-binding transcription factor activity, RNA polymerase II-specific
Source: RefSeq, a predicted model, not a curated record
AUGGAUGAAGUCGGUGACGUGGAUAUCAAGCACGAGAGACCACAUCCCUACGGCCAACCACCUCCAAAUCCUAUCCACCGUAUGCCGCCAGCCGAGACCCCUACGUCGUACAGCUAUCCUCCUCCGGGAGGCGCAGGUAUGCCACCACCGGCGCCGGCGUGGAACCCGACGCCUUCGCCAUACAAUGACUCCGCGGAGCACCGCCCUCCGCCUCCAGACAUCCCUCAUCAGUCGCCAUAUCCUCCACCUCCUCAGGCCUAUCCUCCCAGUCAUCCCCCGCCUGGCAGAGAACCCCCAGGUUACCCUCCGGACCCAGGUUACGGCCGCCCUGGCAGUGUAUCGGGCCCUUCGAGGUCCCCAGCCGAUGUCCAACAACCACCGCAACAACCUCCACCAUAUCACCCUGUGAGUACCAAUCCCCACGAAGCUCCCUACUAUCCUCCCCCAGCCGACUACAGGCCGCGUCAUGCCUACCCAGGGCCCGAGCCCCAGCUCAACGGAACUCACCAGCCGCCUCCUCUUCACGUCGUGACUGGGCAUGAGAUGAUGCCAGGACAACCUCCCGGGCCGCCGGCUUAUGGACCGCCUUCAGGAGGUCCUAUGCCAACUCCCGGGCCAUACCCGUAUCCUUAUCCCUAUCAUGGUGAGCAUAGACGAAAACCAGUACGAGCCGCCCAGGCGUGUGAUUCGUGCCGCCAACGAAAGGCGAAGUGCGACGAAGGUAGACCCGAGUGUCAACACUGUAAGGACAACGGGUUGAAAUGCUCAUAUCGAGAGAUCCCUCCACAAAAGUCGGAGAAGCAAGUCCUGGCCAUCACGGCUCAGUUGGAUUCGCUGGCCGAGGAUGUCAAGACGUUAUCCCAGAAGGCCCAGGAGCGGGACGAGAAGAUGGAUCAGUUGCUGAAGCAGCAGGACGACAAAAUUAACCUGUUGCUUGACCAUAUCACGAGGUCCCGAGCAGAACCAUAUCCAGCGAAAGCCGAUGUAUCAAUGCUCGACCAGCAAACCCAUGUCAAGGUUACAACGCCUGCAGUUCCGAGCCCUGCAAUUAAGAGCGAUGCGAAUCCGAUUUCUGCUGUUCCAAGCCCUGCAAACCCGAGCUCUGCAGGCCCCAGUCCUGCUCAGCCUCCGCCACCGCUGUUCCGCCGACAGGAUAGUACGUCUGAAGUCAAGUCUGGUUCGCAAUCCCAGAAUCCUUCCGCAGCAUCCAUCAUGCACAUGCGAAACUCGGAAACGGAGAGUAUAGAUACACCUAUGCCUGCCAAACAUACAACGGCAGCGCAAAAUCUCGUUCUCUGGCCUUCGAUCAAGGCCCUGAUUCCGAGAGGCAUUACACCCUCAUAUGUGUUGGAUGAGGAAACCAGCCGAGGCUUGUUGCGACUUUAUGGGUGUGGGGAAGGAGAGGACAAAAAUGAUGGGCAUGAAGGCGCUCCGAGUCCAGCCAACAGCAACUCAUCAGAAGGACGACGUACAGAUGAUGACACCUCUUCCUCACCGCACGGUGUCUGGGGCAGUGGACAGCUGCAUGUGCCCAUGGCGAAUCAAAGCCAUUCCGCACGUGAACAUCCCGGUGGCUUGAGUCCCAGUGGUGGGUUGAUGUUGGAUUCGGAUGCAGUCGAUCGAUACUUCCGCAGUUUUAUGGACAAUAUGCAUAUCCACCAUCCAUUCCUCGAGCCAAAGGUCCUCCGGAUCAUGAUUCAGACCUUCAAAAGAAAAUACAGCUGGGACUACCGGGCAACACAGCAAGUUACGGCGAUUGGAAACAAGCGUAAGCGGGAGACGACCGACUCGCCGACCUCAUUCGACGAUUACCACAAUCGCCCGCCUCAGCCCAAGGGUUAUAAUCACACCGUGGCUCCAAUUGAGCAUUCCGUUGCAAAUGCCAUUGUCUUGCUUGUACUCGCGCUGGGUAAGAUCACCUCUCAUCGCGAGCCUUUGCCGGGACCCGCGUCGACCGCUUCCAUGCGAACGUCGACGCCACACAGCGCCCUGUACUCGGAUCUCCCGAUGCCCAUGUCAGCGCCCACCUCUCCAUAUCACCAUCAACCCAACUUAAAUGGGACGGUCUCAAGUCCGGCGAAUCCGCAGGGCAAGAACAUGGACGUCAUACCGGGCCUUGCUUACUUUGCCAUAGCUGCAGACAUCUUGGGAGAGCUGCCAGGGGGCGCUGACGUGUCGCACAUUCAAGCCUAUCUACUCGCGGGUCUUUACAUGGGACAACUAGCACGGAUUUUGCCCAGCUACUUCUAUAUCAACAAAGCUUGCGUCGCAGCUCAAAUCCUAAUCGAGUCGACCCCUUACGUAACAAACACCAUGAAACCCUCUCGUCGGAAUCUGGUCAAUUUUGCGUUUUGGUCAUGCUUGCAAUUAGAGAGCGACAUUGCGGCCGAAUUGGAAUUGCCUCUUAGUGGGAUUGGUCGGUACGAGAGCCCCCAACACAAGGAGUUUCCGACUAGUAUCACAUUGGAGAGGAUCCCCGAAUCCAGUGUGGACGACGACAUCCUGAGGUUUUACUCGUACCAGAUCCAAUUGCGGACCACGAUGAACAGCGUCCACGCCACCCUAUAUCGGGAAUCGAAGAACCUACAGGUUAGGCCAAGCGACAGCAUCAUGUCGGCUUUGGACGACAACCUGGAAAAUUGGAGGAGGAUGCUGAACGACUGGGAUUGGGACGACAAUGACCACGAAAGUCCUAAUAUCAACGUAGCCCGCAUGCGAGGCAAAUACUAUGGUGCCAAAUACAUCAUCUGGCGACCGACUCUACGAUUUGCUCUGUUACAGGCUGCCACCAAUCCCAAUCUUGCACCCACUCCCAAGCCCUCCAGAGGUCGACCAUCAGAAUCGCCAGCGGGCUAUGGGCACCAUUCCGAGGCGACUUCGCCCGCGGUAUCGAGUCUUCAUACUCCCCAUCCGUUUGGGAGAGACGUUCCUUACAUCCAGCCUGAAUUGUUGGAAGGCUCCAGAAAGUGUAUUGAGGCUGCGAUCCGCAGUACUACCUCCUUUGACAAAGUCCAACGCCGUCUCGUUGUAACCAACAUCUUCGGCACGGCUCACGCCCAAUUCGGGAACAUGCUUGUGCUUUACGCGACCUUCACCUCACCCCACCCUGGCUUGAGCUCGUUAGUGCAGGAGGAUGUGUUGCGGCGAUUACACGAACGCACGGUGCAGAUUCUGCGAGAGAACGAGGCCAUCUCACCGGUGCUAGCCAAAGAUCUGAAGAUCUUGGAACACGUGCGCAUGAAGGUAUUUCCAUCGUCGACGCAUGCUUCGACGAGCACUGGCUCCAGCUUCUCCAGUCGAUAA